Sphaeroforma arctica JP610 is the source of this 1163-nucleotide messenger RNA. RefSeq lists its product as hypothetical. The transcript is spliced from 7 exons. NCBI's taxonomy places the organism in Eukaryota, Ichthyosporea, Ichthyophonida. Gene Ontology annotation, biological process: cell-cell adhesion; positive regulation of substrate adhesion-dependent cell spreading; positive regulation of integrin-mediated signaling pathway. The record is from RefSeq and is a predicted model, not a curated record. Bases 1 to 870 code for a protein of 289 amino acids. Gene Ontology annotation, cellular component: cell-cell junction; cytoplasm; focal adhesion.
AUGAUUUGCCAGCCAUUCAUCAAUGACAAAUACUUUCCUCACGAGGGGCGUUUCUACUGCGACCACGAUUUCUGGCAGCUACAUGGACCGCGGUGCGGCAGUUGCUCACAGCAUAUCCUUGGAGAGUGUUUGGGGGCGCUGGGUCAGAAGUGGCACCCUGAGCACUUCAACUGUGAUGUGUGCGAGAAACAUCUGUUAGGAAAAGAAUUCGUUAAGACAGCAGACAGGCCACUGUGCAAGCCUUGCCAUCGUGAACUGGCCCAGAAAGCGAAAAAAACAAUCAAGUGUGCCAUGUGUCCGAAGGGGUUGGACGAUUACUUCCUGGUGUUCAAAGGGCAGCGUAUCCAUCCCGAGCACAUCCCAUGCAAGAACUGUGCCCUUCCGCUGAGUCAUCUGGGUCGCGAAAAGGCCAGUAAAUGGUACUGCCAUAGCUGUUAUGAACAGAUUGGUGCCAUGCCCACGUGUGCCGCUUGCAAACGUGCUAUUGAGGGCCGCAGCUUCAGUGCGCUGGGCAAAGAAUGGCAUCCCGACCACUUUGUGUGCACGAAGUGCGAGUGUCCCUUUGCAGGCGAUGCAUUUUUCGAAUACAGAGGCGUUCCUUAUUGUAAGCCUCACUACAAACAAGUGUGCGGUGACCUGUGCUACAAUUGCCAAGAGGUUUGCGUAGACAGCGUCCAAUCAUUGGGCAAACAGUACUGUAAGCUCUGCUUCCGCUGCUCUGCUUGUGAUAUGAUCAUCACCAGCUCCACAAAGAUAACUGACAUCGACAGAAAACCCGUAUGCUUCCCGUGCCACGAUACUUUACCAGCUGAAAUCAAGAAAAAUCUCAGGCGACAAGACGAAUUAGCUAAGAAAUACAUGAAAGCCUAGUGACCGCAUCCAUAAGCAUGACCGACCUUUAAUACUCGCAAAAUAUCGAUCUCUGCGAUGAAUCAAGAACCUUCUCAGAAACCUGCAUCGCGGUUACGAGAACCGGUUUGGACUUUGGCUAACUGUUAAUAUUUCCUAAACUAUCACUUACUUGACUUACUGGCAAUUUUGGGGACGCUUGACGUUAGUGAUGGUGAUGUGUGCAUCGAACCUCGCCGGUUCUAUCAUGUAAUAGCACAAUCUGUUACAACACUUUUUACAUCGCUUCUAGAAAUAAAUUUUGACCAGAUGGC